CUAAGAUUAUCAGCGGCAGCUUCCCAGACGACGGCCUUCCCUCGUCUACCAGCCUGAACAAAGUCAACAAUCCAUGUGAAAAGACUUGGACAUGACACGCUCAGCGUUUUUCUUUCUGGAAUGUAUCCUUAAAAACUCAAUGCAUGUCAUUAAGCUUCAUUAAUCUGAAGUGCUUUGUCUGGUAAUUCAUUUAAUAGUAUUAUUUGUCAUUUUUGAAUAGAAUUUUGUGAGCAUUUCAAAAAUAUAAUUAUUUUCAACUUACAAUAUACAUUAUUACAUAUAACAUUAUGCAAAGGUAUAUGCUUGGUAAAAAUUUAUAAGAAUAAUUCCCAGCAAAAUAUUUUGAGCUGUUACGGCAUAUUAGAAAACAGAUGAAUGUGUGUAACUAUUUUUGAGCUCAAGAGAUCAGGAAAAGACUUGGGAAUAUGAACAAAUGAUGUGCAGAAGGAGCUGCAGCAGGGCGCUGCCAACAUUUAGCACAGCAGGCAGAGGAAUAUCAGAACCACAGGGAGGCUGGAAGAAUGUUUCUGUGGUGCAAAGCUUCUGCUACAGACUCCAAAAGAGGUUGUAUAAAUAAAAAAUAUUUCUCAAAUUCAAACUGGCAGUCUACACAGGGUAUGAGAGUUUGAGCUUCUAUUAAUAAUUUUGCUGCUGUGAAAUGCUUCACCAAUCUUGGGCAGCUCAAAAAAUACUUAAUCAAAGAGUUAUGGAUGUGUUUAUAGUAUAUAGGGUAAUGAGAUUUGUUUCCUUAUUUAACCCCAAUUAAAUUUCAGUGGUGCGUGGAAUUCAGUAUCUAUCUAAAAGUAGCUUUUAAAAAUAUAUAUUUUUUAAUUUCUUGCUGAUUAAUGCUCUCUCGAGCUCUCUACUGCCACCAUUUUGCAAGUGAAACGGCACUCUGUGGCACAGCCAUGUCACACACAAUUAGUGUUCCUGAGAGUCACAUGGAUCCACACUGCUUGGGGCCAAAUAGGUACCAUCCAUUUCCUAGAAACAGGCAGCGGAGAACACGAUAUCUAUCUCAUCAUUAGUUAAAUGAAGAUAGAAAAAGACUGCUCAGCAAGAAGAAAUCGCAGUGCUUUCCGAAAUAUAUGUAUUUUUGUGUGUGUGUGCGUGUGUGUGUGUGUGUCAGAAAUGCGAACUAAUGGAGACAACUCUAUUUUAGGUAGUAAUUGUGCUGGAAUUAUUACAUAUGAUAGGAGUCAAUUCUUCUCUAAAUGGGUUUGUUUUGUAAAUAGUGUGAAAAUAGACUCAUACCAACCAGUUGAAAAGCAUAACAAAGAACAGAAAUUUGAAAGAGGACUGCACAGACAUGUACUUAGCCUUUUUGUGCUUUAUACUUUCUUUUUUUAAUGUAUGUGUUGUGGUAUGCAGUGCAGUAUGAAAAAAACACGCGUUGAUUAAUAGUAAAACUGUAUGUAAAUACUUAUUGACAUUUUUUCCAACCAUUUUUUAAAAGCUAGUACAAUAGCUUUUAACCUAUUGGUUGUGUUUUAACCCAAACCCAGCCAAAUGAUUCAGAUCCCAAAAAAAGAGCUGCGAUUCCCAUCAGAUGUUGACCUAAAUUCGUGAGCGGUCCCUUUAAGAAACAUAUUUACUUCCUGAACGCCACAGCAAAUGUAGCCUUCAUAACAACCGGUGGUAAAAAUGAAUGCUUUGAAAUACGGAAAUAUAUUGAGUACAUAAAAAAAACGUGUCGUAGAGAUAUUUAAACUCAAAGCUCGCUGUAACAUGAGCAAAGAUGAUGGCAGGAAGAAAAAGAAAGGUCCAAGACUUGGCAGUGGCUGCUGCUGCUACACACACAGAGUCGGGCUUGCUGUUGCGUAGAAACCAGACUGAACUGAACUGUAGAGCUUCUCCUGCCAAGCUGAAGAGCCAACCAGGUCUGUGUGAAUCUGUUCAAAGUCUCGAGCCGGAGCGAAGCCAUUAUUUCAACUACAACGAGCCUCAGCGCAGACUGGGGCAGGACUUUUUCAGCCAGCCCUGCAUCAGUUUGGCCAAAGCAUUCCUCGGCAAGGUGCUGGUCCGCAGGCGUGCCGAUGGCUCUGAGCUUCGAGGGAGAAUAGUGGAAACUGAAGCAUAUCUUGGAGGGGAGGACAAAGCCUCUCACUCAGCAGGGGGCAAACGCACUGAGAGGAACACGGCCAUGUUCAUGAAGCCCGGCACAAUCUACGUGUAUCCGAUCUACGGGAUCUACCUCUGCAUGAAUGUGUCCAGUGAAGGGGAGGGUGCUGCCGUGCUGCUGCGCUCUCUGGAGCCCCUGCUGGGCCAGCCUGCGAUGAGGGAGCUGAGAGCGGCUCGACGCAAAGAGGGAGCCCGGCAACUGAAGGACAAAGAGCUCUGCAACGGGCCCUCGAAGCUGUGCCAGGCUCUAAAUAUACCUCGCUGUUUUGACCGAAGAGACUUGGCUUCUGACCCCGAGGUGUGGCUCGAGGAUGAUCAAAACACAAGUCCCCCAAAACCCCAGGAUAUAGCUUCAGCUCCACGCGUCGGUAUCGAGUCCCACGGGGAGUGGGCUAAGAAACCGUGGCGCUUUUAUCUGCGGGGGCAUCCCUGUGUUAGUGUGGUGAAUAAAGAGGCAGAGAGACUGUCUCUGUCUGGAAAUGAAACAGACAAUGUAGAUGCAUGAAAUGUGCAAAAAAAGAACAAAAUCAACUUGGAAAAAAAAAAAAGACUGAAGUGUUUUAAGCUGCUUUUCUAUGUGUUCCCUUUUUUAAACUUGAAAAUAAAAUAAAGUCUUGUC
This is a messenger RNA of Xiphophorus maculatus (southern platyfish), 2740 nucleotides long. RefSeq names its product N-methylpurine DNA glycosylase (gene mpg). The record is from RefSeq and is a predicted model, not a curated record. NCBI's taxonomy places the organism in Eukaryota, Metazoa, Chordata, Actinopteri, Cyprinodontiformes, Poeciliidae. Gene Ontology annotation, molecular function: DNA binding; alkylbase DNA N-glycosylase activity. The transcript has 3 exons. Bases 1739 to 2626 code for a protein of 295 amino acids. Gene Ontology annotation, biological process: base-excision repair.